Lolium perenne is the source of this 1247-nucleotide messenger RNA. Its product is annotated as disease resistance protein RGA5-like. The record is from RefSeq and is a predicted model, not a curated record. NCBI's taxonomy places the organism in Eukaryota, Viridiplantae, Streptophyta, Magnoliopsida, Poales, Poaceae. Gene Ontology annotation, molecular function: ADP binding.
GUGAUUUUUCAUACUACUUGUCUUGCUCUUUCUCGUCAUUUUGAUGUGGAAUCGUGCUAGGCGGAGUUCCAUCAUUACUCACUUCAUCUUGGGCUGGUAUUCCAUCGAACCGAAGGUGGAAACUUCAAAGUUGCUGUUUAGGUGCAUUUCUACAAAAUUUGCUCCGGAUUCAAGAAUUUCAAUCCAAAGACACUGCCAUAGCCGUGCGUUGAUUGUGAGCAAGGAACCAAGGACAAAGAAAGGUUAAGGUAAUGGAGGUCUCCAGUGGGGCGAUGAGCCCUGUCCUCCGUAAGCUCGGUGAGCUGCUUCUCGAUGAAUACAACCUUGGGGAGAAAGUGAAGAAAGGUGUAAAAUCUCUCCUUACAGAGCUGGAGCUGAUGCAUGCCGCCCUUCGUAAGGUUGGCGACGUGCCAUCGGACCAGCUCGACGAGCAGGUUGUGAUUUGGGCUGGCAAGGUGAGAGACCUCUCCUACGAAAUGGAGGAUGUUGUUGACGACUUUCUGGUCCGGGUGGAUCAGGGUUCAAGCGGCGAGCCAAUGACCAUGAAGAGUCGAGUCAAGAAAUUUCUCAAAAAGACGAGAAAAUUAUUUAGCAAGGGAAGAGCACUGCAUCAGAUAUCCGGUGCCAUCCAGGAAGCUCAGGGUCUUGCCAAGGAGUUGGCGGAUCUGCAUACAAGGUAUCAGAUUGACAUGACUAGCACUAGCAAUGGUGCUACCACUAGCAAUGGCGCAACAAUUGACCCUCGUGUGAUAGCUCUGCACAAGGAUGUGGAGAAGCUUGUUGGCAUUGACCGCGCAAGGAAUGAUCUUAUCAAAAUUCUGAUUGGUGAGGACGGGAGUCCCAAGGAACAACUGAUGUCAAUCUCUAUUGUUGGUGUUGGUGGGUUGGGCAAGACAACCCUCACCAAAGCAGUGUAUGAGAAGAUCAAAGCUCAAUUUGAUUGCGCGGCUUUUGUCCCCGUGGGUCAUAAACCAGACAUCAAGAAAGUUUUUAAAGACAUCCUCUAUGGCUUUGACAAAGAAAAGUUCAAAGACGUCCAUAAUACAACAAGGGAUGAAAAGCUACUCAUAGAAGAAAUUGGUGAAUUCCUUGUGGACAAGAGGCUGGUCAUCGCCGUUGAUGGUACCUUCUUGACCGGGCAGUACAAGGGCACACUAUUGGUGGCAAUAGCAAAUGAUGCGAGCAACCGUUUAGUACCAUUGGCUUUUGCAUUGGUAAAUGUUGAGAACAAUGAUAACUGGGAAUGA